Molecule: messenger RNA, 900 nt
Organism: Mytilus trossulus (common blue mussel)
Lineage: Eukaryota; Metazoa; Mollusca; Bivalvia; Mytilida; Mytilidae
Exons: 3
Coding region: 21-626 (201 amino acids)
Source: RefSeq, a predicted model, not a curated record
UACUCGCAUUCAAAAAACUUAUGCAAAAGUCAGAAACUGAAAAAAGAUAUUUUGUAAGAAUUAUGAUAGUUGGAAAGGAAUCAGCUGGAAAAACGUGCCUCAUGAGAAGAUUGUUGAAUGAAAGCAUAUCGGAUGUUACUAGUACAGAUGGUGUUGAUAUUGUUUUUCGUAGAUGCAAAAUCAACAUAGAAGAUGGAAAAUGGACAAUCGGCCAAGAAAUUGAUGACAAGAAAGAACGGAUGGAUAGAGCACUUAGUCCAAAUGGGAAAACAAAAAUGGAUGAUAUAGAAAGUACUAAAAGAACAAAAGUAUCAACUAAAUUAACACAAUCAGAAAAUAAUGUACUAGUUAAUAAGUCAGUUGACGUUAACAAUGGCUAUCCGAUGGAUAUAACAGCUGAUGACCUAGCUGAUAACAGAGACGAUGCAACUAUGCAGGUAGAUCAGAUAAACUAUAGUACUAUAAAUCAUUCUGAUAAUACGGAUUCUAAUAAAAUAGACAGAAAAAAUGGCAUGAAGGUAAAUAUGGAUAAAAAUCAGUCUUCCUUAUUGGUUAUGCCUAAGGAUUUGAUGGCUAAUGUAUUUACUAAGUCAACUGCAAAAACUCCACAAAACCUAUAUGCAUGAUGUGAAUUAUGGGACUUUGCAGGGCAAAAAGAAUUUUAUGCUACACAUCAAGCAUUUUUGACAAAUAGUGCAGUAUACCUAGUAGUUGCAGAUAUGAAGGACGACAUAUUAAGUGAAGAAGCAGAACCGAAGUGUUCUGCAGAUUUUCGGCACAUUGGAGAGUAUGUUGAUUUUUGGUUUGAUUCUAUCCACUGCCAUCGAACAACCAACGAACAAGAUAGUUCUGGUAACUACGACCCUCCUAUUUUAUUAGUUUUCACUGGAAAGGAUAAAU